This is a messenger RNA of Oppiella nova, 950 nucleotides long. NCBI's taxonomy places the organism in Eukaryota, Metazoa, Arthropoda, Arachnida, Sarcoptiformes, Oppiidae. The record is from the annotation of a GenBank genome assembly.
GAGAUCAUUGAAGACAAUUACGAGGCUAUGAAGCGUUGGAUUGAUUACAUCGGCGCUCAGAACCCGUCCUAUAUUUGGACAAAACGAGUGAAUCGUAAUUAUGGGGAUUGGCUGCAAGUGGGGGCCAACACACCCAAGGAUGUCAUGAAUACCGGGUACUAUGGCUACGACGCUCUCCUUAUGUCCAAAAUAGCGAAAGCUUUUGUUAAUACAACUGAUGGUAAGAUCAAAGGCGACACUCAGACAGUGUAUGUCUUAGCCAUUGCCUUCGAGAUGUUGCCUCAAAACCUGAUCCCAUUGGCGGCCAACCAUUUGGUCGACAAUAUUAAGGCCCACGACUGGCACCUGACCACCGGAUUUGUCGGUGUGGGCCACUUGUGCCCAACACUGAGCCGUAUGGGUCACUCGGACGUGGCCUACCGUUUGGUACUGCAGGACACGUACCCCUCGUGGGGCUAUAGUAUCCGAUACAACGCCACCACAAUAUGGGAGCGUUGGGACGGCUGGACCAAAGACAAGGGCUUUCAGGACCCGAAUAUGAAUUCAUUCAAUCACUACUCCCUGGGAUCGGUGGGCCGUUGGCUCUACCAAUCGGUGGCCGGUAUUGACACCAAUGACGAUGAGGUGGGCUUCAAGAGUAUCGUAAUCGCACCCAAACCCGGCGGUAAUCUCUAUAAUAUGACGGCCCGGUAUGCGUCCAUUCGAGGGUUGAUUGGGACGAGUUGGCAGACUAACGGCGCUAACAUUACAUUAACAGUGGACAUUCCGGUCAAUACGAAAGCAUCGAUUGAUUUAUCAUUUUUGAAGGAACCGGUUCACGCAAAUGUGGGCUCCGGUAGGUAUGUCUAUCAAGGAGAGUUGGCUCAACCAUUCACUCAAUUAUUGGAUUAAUAAUGACAACGAAUUAACUUUUGUUGAAAUUGUAUUUUAUUAAUAAAUGCCUUCAAAUG